AGGGAAGUACCAGCCAGUCAGCUCCUGUUAUUUUAAUGACAGUUGGAAGCUGAUCACUUAGUACUUAAUUUCUAUCCAAUCUUUGAUAAAGCUGCCCCUUAGAUUGAAAUCACGGUAUCAAAAUCUCACUUACCAUGAUCUCCGUGACGGCUCCACCUCCUCUGAUCCUCCAGGAGCCGUCUCAGCUCCGUUCUCCGGCUCAUCUCCAGAUGUCCAAUAAAUCCACCAAAUAGAAAAAAUAAAAUAAAAAAAUGUUCAGGAAAAUCACAGAUUUUAUUGUGCUCUGAACAACAAGAUAAAUCGCUGGAAGUAUAACACUAGCUGCAAAGCACACUAGCUCGCUCUUCCAAGGCAAGACUAUAGUAUCAGCCACCAGAGCUUCAACUGUCAACUGCCACUGAUGUGGCUGUGCACUGGGCUCAUAUACCUGUCCAUAUACAAAAUGGCUGACUGCUCACAUCACUACAGUCAGUCAGCCAUAUUUCUUACUGGCAUGGAGAAAACCAGCUACUGAGUAUCUGUAUUAUCAUGAAUUUUACUGCUGACUAGCUUACACAAUAUUUCUACAAACUUUCCAAUGAAGCCCCACCCACUACCCCAUAAGCACCACCCCCAGUGCGGUCACAGAUUGGGACUUUUUGAUGUAAUAGUGACAGUGGGCUGCCUUGCUUAUCAAUCUUGUGGCCAGGAGACUGAUUACAGCCGCUAGAACUAUCCUCAGCAGGAGCUGCAGAACUGCGCUUCUUCCAGAUCCUAACAAAAUGUGUCUGCGUGACAGGACAUAGCUCCGUCGUGGUGAAACGCAUUGGAUGUUAUCCGCUGGUUAGCUGUUAUCAGCUCAGAUAAGGGGAGGAGCCUAAAGCAGAGAGAUUGUGACGGCAGACAUAGUGACUACGCCAUAAGGACCUGCGGAGAAACUUCCCGGUUUUUGCCUUGGAGCCCAGCAGUGCGGGUAAUCCGGAUAGCACUCUGCUUUUAUACCACCAGUGGCUCCAUCCUCACUGACCGGGGGAACAUUUCCGACGCGUUUCAUGUUAUUCGUGUAGUGACAGCAGAGAUGGUGAGGAAUGAGCCAGACACUGAUGGACAGAAAGGCGUCCUAAUCACCACAGCCAGCAUCGCUGCCUAUGACGCAGCGGUCAGCCUUGCUUAUCAAUCUUGUGGCCAGGAGACUGAUUACAGCCGCUAGAACUAUCCUCAGCAGGAGCUGCAGAACUGCGCUUCUUCCAGAUCCUAACAAAAUGUGUCUGCGUGACAGGACAUAGCUCCGUCGUGGUGAAACGCAUUGGAUGUUAUCCGCUUGUUAGCUGUUAUCAGCUCAGAUAAGUGUGUCCCUAUGGUCCCGGAUCCGGCUGAGUGACGUCAUUUCCAGUGCGAUGGAGGUGCUGAUCGGGAAGCCCGGCUGGCAGGAUCACGAUCUCAACCUUAUCACCUACAUGCUCUCCUCUACCCGUCUAUACCCCAUGAUCAUGAAGUGGACCCCAGCAUCCUCUACAGACUAGGAGAAAAGGAUUUACCAGGGAGAAGCCUAAAGCAGAGAGAUUGUGACGGCAGACAUAGUGACUACGCCAUAAGGACCUGCGGAGAAACUUCCCGGUUUUUGCCUUGGAGCCCAGCAGUGCGGGUAAUCCGGAUAGCACUCUACUUUUAUACCACCAGUGGCUCCAUCCUCACUGACCGGGGGAACAUUUCCGACGCGUUUCAUGUUAUUCGUCUAGUGACAGCAGAGAUGGUGAGGAAUGAGCCAGACACUGAUGGACAGAAAGGCGUCCUAAUCACCACAGCCAGCAUCGCUGCCUAUGACGCACCGGUCAGCCUUGCUUAUCAAUCCUGUGGCCGUGGCCAGGAGACUGAUUAUUGCCGCUUGAACAGGAGCUGCAGAACUGCGCUUCUUCCAGAUUCUAAUAAAAUGUGUCUGAGUGACAGGACGUAGCUGCGUCGUGGUGAAACGCAUUGGAUGUUAUCCGCUGGUUAGCUGUUAUCAGUUCAGAUAAGGACAUUUAAUGGAAUACAUAUUUGGAUGAAUACAUAUAUUGGUGAAGAACAGUUUUCAGCAAGUCAUUUCAAUAGAGCAUAUUAUCAUGGAGGGAUUUCCUGCAGUAUUUUACAGUGAACCUGCUGCGUUGGGGCUCCUUGCAAAUGCCGUUAGUGCUUUCCUCGUUUGUAUGCAAAACUUCUCUCUGUUUAACACCUCUAUUACUGCUGGAGGAGUGGAAAACAUUCUCGCAGGUGUUCACUUGAUCCUAAUUGGAGGUGUAACUCAGCUCAUUGCGGGAUUCCUGUCCUUUCGAAAGUAUGACCAUUUAAGUGGCACCUCAUUCCUGGCCUUCUCUGCCUUGUGGAGCAGCUAUGGGGCUACUCGUAUCAUUGUGGGCUCAGAAUCAGUUUCUCACAAUAGCUCAGCUGUGCCAACCCUUCCUCAGAUUCCAGUUAAUGAGGGUGCAGUGGCUGGGUUGGUAGCUUAUAUUUUCAUUGCGUUCAUCCUGGCUUUCUGCUCAGCGACAGUCAACUAUAUUAUGCCUUUUGUAUUUGGGGCCCUUACACUAACACUGAUCUUUGAGGCGAUAGGGCUGUUUGGUCGCUGGGCCCUGGUAGUCUCUGGUGUACUGGAGUUAAUAAUAGUGCUAUGUGGACUUUAUGGGGCAGGAGCUCUUCUACUUAAAGGCAUCACUCAGAAAUAUGUUCUUCCAGGCUUUGGUAAUUCUCUUUUCAAUGUCCUGCUGCUGGGUUCUGCCAAUCGCAACUCUUCAAAAAAUACCGGAGAAGAAAAGAAAAAAAAUACAAAGUAUGCUGAACCAAUGGCACUAGGUUACCUGUGUGACUCCAUUUCUCCUUUCAUUAUGGCAUUCUACUGCUUUGGAUACAUGAAGACAUUCUAUGUAGGUUCCAUAUGGAUCAGCAUCAUUGUCAUCUCUCAGUUGUGUUCUAGCUACUACAGUUAUCUACGGGAUGAUGUUUACCAUGCUACUAAAUUUGCUUUCCAUGGUACCUUCUGGCUGGUGAAGUCAUGGGAAGAGUUUACCGUUACAGUUGUUCUCACACCUGGAAAUGUCUCCAAUAGCAGACAGUUGAUGGUUGGUGACUGGUUCUUUCUGGCUGCGGCAUGUGUGUUCUGCUUUUUAUCAUUAAAUAAAGACAUUCUAGAAGUGACUCACAAUACUGCAUUUGCCCUCAUGACUAUAUCCACAAUCCAGCAGAUACCAAGUGCAGCUGCUUACAUAUUCUUUGGAGUGACUUGCAGCAUAUUUACUGUAGUUUCCCUUUACACAUCAUUUGCCAGUCUUGUUAAUUCAAUUGCAGAGAAAGUACUAAUACCCAUUGGGAACAUAGUGAUAUCAAGUGCCAAGUUUCAGGAUGCCUUGUUUUGGUGCAGACGAAACCUGCAAAAGUCUGAGCAGGAAUUGGACAUGAAGGAAAAUCUCCGCUCCCGCUCCUCCGAUCCCCUGUUCUACAUCUGCAAUGGAUUAGCAGCACUGGCGGCCAUCCAGAGUUCAUUGGACCAUACAAUCCAAGCACAUUUGUCUAUUCCUUGGGUACUUAUACCUGGUGCUAUUAUGCAGCUGUAUGUCUGUAGAAUUGAUGUCCAAGGAGGUCGAAGAUUUGGAUCAGUUCUGCCAUUUUGUUAUGCUGCUAUCUGGGCGACAUGGGUAUGGCUGCGUUUUGCAGGUAUCGCGCUGCCUCUCUGCAAUCUCCUCCUGGAUGUCUGAACGCUCUCUAAAGCUAAACAUGGACAAAACGGAACUCAUCAUCUUCCCCCCAUCCAGAGCAACACCCCCGACCAAUAUCUCCAUCAUUGUUGACAACACCACCAUCUCCCCCGUUCCCCAACUCCGCUGCCUGGGCGUCACUCUUGACUCCUCCCUCUCCUUUGCACCCCACAUCCAAGCUCUGGCACAAUCCUGUCGUUUCCAGCUACGCAACAUUGCUCGUAUCAGGCCAUAUCUCUCCCAGAGUGCAACUAAACUCAUCAUCCACUCACUGGUCAUCUCACGUCUUGACUACUGCAAUGUCCUCCUCACUGGCCUCGCUUGCUCCCAUCUUGCUCCCCUCCAAUCUGUCCUGAACUCCGCAGCUAGGCUUAUCUUCCUCUCACGCCGCACCACAUCUGCCACUCCCCUUCAACAAAAUCUACACUGGCUCCCAUUCCCCUACAGAAUCCUCUUCAAACUCCUCACCCUUACAUACAAAGCCAUCUCGAUUUCCACUGCUCCCUACAUCUCCAACCUCCUUUCCCUUCAUACUCCCUCCCGCCCCCUACGGUCGACUAAUGACCGUCGCCUCUCCACCGCCCUGGUUACUGCUUCCCAUGCACGAGUUCAGGAUUUUGCCCGUGCUGCACCCCUUCAGUGGAACGCACUCCCCCGCUCCAUUAGACUCUCCCCGACCUUGCAAAGCUUCAAACGGGCACUAAAAACCCACCUAUUCAUCAAAGCGUACCCUUCUGAUGCAUAACCCAGAGCUGAAGCCGCGCCUCCACCCCCCCUGCCUCAUGCCGUGAACAUCUCAGCUUUGCUUGCAUACUGCCAUCAGGCUACCUCCCACUUGCCUGCACCUCUUGUCAUCUGUCUGUUGCCCCUCCCCAAUAGAUUGUUAGCUCUUCAGAGCAGGGCCCUCUUUCCUCUUGUUAUCUAAUCCCUCGUCUCAACACAUUUCACUCACAGCUCUCCCCUACUCAACGACCAUCUUUAUCCUGCUAGUAAAGGCUCAUCUCCAUCUAUGACCACCAGCCCCUAGUAGUACGGUGAUCACUCCCUCAAUACUUACAUCUUAGCUGUACUAUGUCUUGAGAACGUGUGGUGCUCUGUUACCUGUACUCUAUUUCUGUUAUUUAUUUACUGUAAUGCAAUGUUUUGUCCCCUGUACUGUCCUUUGUACGGCGCUGCGAAACACAUGUGGCGCCUUAUAAAUAAAAUGUAAUAAUAAUAAUAAUAUAAGUAAACGCAAUGUAAUCAACUCUUCUACAUAUAAACAGCCCAUGGCAUAAUGAAUACAUGCUAUAAGAUUUAUAUACUUCAAUUCUAUACACUAAAUCAAUUCCUUUAAGUAUCAUCUAUAAAGUUUUCCUCAUCCCUAAUUGCCAGCCAGGCUAUCAACUUUCUGUGAAGAAUGAAUCAGUAAUAUCAAAUAAUAUCUAAAUACCAUCGUAGUUUUCACAUUUCAUUGUAACUUUGUGGAGAAAUUUAAAAGAGAAGUCUCCUGGAAUCUAUAUAGUAUUUAUUAUUAGUGUAAUAUGGAGAACACUGCAAGGACUAAUUCCAAUGAUCUUUCUCUGUGAUUUCUAAAGCCUAAUAUAUAUUAUUUUUCCUAGGUUCUUUGCUAGGAAUCGCUACAAAUAAUGAUGGAGGAUUCACAGUCGGUGCAAUUGCUUUUUUAAUAGUCAACAUAUUUUUAGUUG
This is a messenger RNA of Pseudophryne corroboree (corroboree frog), 5395 nucleotides long. RefSeq lists its product as uncharacterized. Gene Ontology annotation, cellular component: plasma membrane. Gene Ontology annotation, biological process: succinate transmembrane transport; acetate transmembrane transport. The coding region runs from base 2082 to 3707 and encodes 541 amino acids. The record is from RefSeq and is a predicted model, not a curated record. Gene Ontology annotation, molecular function: acetate:proton symporter activity. Lineage: Eukaryota; Metazoa; Chordata; Amphibia; Anura; Myobatrachidae. The transcript is spliced from 13 exons.